Cornus florida is the source of this 2225-nucleotide messenger RNA. Its product is annotated as MLO-like protein 4. The transcript is spliced from 15 exons. Lineage: Eukaryota; Viridiplantae; Streptophyta; Magnoliopsida; Cornales; Cornaceae. Gene Ontology annotation, biological process: defense response. Gene Ontology annotation, cellular component: membrane. The record is from RefSeq and is a predicted model, not a curated record. Bases 1 to 1653 code for a protein of 550 amino acids.
AUGGAGGGGGCUGUGAUAAGGGAGGGGAGGUCUCUCGCCGAUACACCAACGUGGUCGGUCGCAACAGUCACUACUGUUAUGGUUUUCGUCUGCCUUCUGGUCGAACGAUCCAUCUAUCGAUUCGGAAAGUGGUUGAAGAGGACUAGGAGGAAGGCUCUGUUUGCUUCUUUGGAGAAGAUUAAGGAAGAGCUAAUGUUGCUUGGGCUUAUAUCAUUGUUGUUGGGGCAAUGGGCAAGGUCUAUUUCUCAGAUUUGUGUGAAUUCAUCUCUUUUCAGUACUCGGUUCUAUGUUUGUUCUGAGAAUGAUUAUGGCAUUGAAGAGAAUAUGUCAUUCAUAAAAUCUCUGUCAUCUCCAAACGAGACUGUUAUUCCUCCAAGAGGAAUUAACAAUCCUUCAUCUAAUCAUUGUGAUGAGGGGCGCGAACCUUUUGUUUCGAAAGAAGGUCUUGAACAGCUUCACCAGUUUUUGUUUGUUCUCGGUAUCACUCAUGUUUUGUAUAGUUGUGUUGCAGUUGCGUUAGCUAUGACUAAGAUUUACAGCUGGAGGAAAUGGGAAAACCAAGCAAGCCUAGUACCUGAUGGGAAUUUGCAAGGAAAGAUGAACAAGGUGAUGAGGCGACAAUCCACCUUUGUUUUACAUCACACAUCUCAUCCAUGGAGCAGGAGCCGUAUUCUCAUUUGGAUGCUUUGCUUUCUUCGACAAUUCAAGAGUUCAAUACAGAAGUCAGAUUACUUGGCUCUCCGAUUAGGUUUCAUCACCAAUCACAAACUGCCACAUUCUUAUAAUUUUCAUAAAUAUAUGGUGCGGAGCAUGGAAGAUGAAUUUUAUGGCAUUGUGGGGAUCAGUUGGCCACUAUGGGGUUAUGCCAUACUAUGCAUCUUCAUAAAUAUUAAUGGUCUUAAUAUUUACUUCUGGCUUUCUUUUAUCCCUGCCAUUCUUGUCAUGUUGGUCGGAACAAAACUCCAGCAUGUUGUCUCCUUGUUAGCACUUGAGAUUGUGGAGCCAAAGGAGACAUCAAUUGGAACUCAAGUGAAGCCACGUGAUGAUCUCUUUUGGUUUGGAAAACCAGAAAUAUUGUUAUGGUUAAUUCAAUUUAUAUCAUUUCAGAAUUCCUUUGAGAUGGCAACAUUUAUAUGGUCCUUGUGGGGAUUCAAGCAGCGAUCGUGUUUCAUGAAAAACCAUGUAAUGAUAGUCAUUCGGUUGACUUCUGGGGUUCUUGUGCAAUUCUGGUGUAGCUACAGCACAGUACCUCUGAAUGUAAUUAUUACACAGAUGGGAUCUCGAUGUAAGAAAGCCUUGAUUGCUGAGAGUGUCCGGGAUUCACUGCAUAGUUGGUGCAAGAGAGUGAAGGAGAGGUCCAAACGCGAUGCAUUGCAUUCAGUUACCACAAGGUCUACAUGCUCGCUUGAUUUUACAAUCAACGAGGACGACGAAAUCAUCACAGUUGCCUCCAAUACUGUAUCCCGGUGCUCAUCUGCAAUGUCACUGGAUCAAGUCGAGCUAAAUGAGACAUCAAUUGAACAACCGGAGACCCUCUUCGGGACUUCCAACCCACCCCAAUACGAAUAUUCCUUCCGAAUACCAGAAGACAAUGUGGAUGACACAGAAGUAGGCGAAGUCAGUACUCUUUUCGAGUUGUUUCAGAAGACAUGACAUACCCCAUUUUUCCAGGGUGAGUUGACAGUAUUCCCAAUCUAGGAUGAGAUCAUGUUUCAUUUCUGACAGGAGAUUUCUGAUUUAGCUACCAACAACACCGAACUUUUCAAGGAGCUUAUGAACUAAUGAUUUGGGUAGUUGAUACAUGAAUGAAUCGAAAGAUAGGCUAGACAAUGGUAUGAAUCUGGUUUUUUCUGGUGCUUUUUAAUUAGAGUUAGUGAUACAUAUUCCGACUCUUGGACUAAUCUGAUUAUUUUAUGUGAUGAUGUUGUUCUCUACUAAUAAAUUUUUUGAGGGAUGCAAUGUUAAAUUUUUUGAGUGGUCUCCGAGUUUUGCAAAUUAAUCUAAUUUUCUAAAUGGACACAUGAUAAGUUGUAACUCACUCACUUUUUUUUUUUUGGAAGUCAAGCAAUUACACCCUACCUUCACCACAGAGAUUCGAACAAUUCCCCCCUCCGGGCCGCGCUGCGCCAUCUUUGGGGAGGAAACAAUGAUACCGCUAGACCUUUGGUAACUUAGGACUCUUUUUGCUGUCAAUGUUCUUGUCAUUUCAUCAAUCAUUAACGAAU